Molecule: messenger RNA, 5754 nt
Organism: Salvia splendens (bonfire salvia)
Lineage: Eukaryota; Viridiplantae; Streptophyta; Magnoliopsida; Lamiales; Lamiaceae
Product: symplekin
Exons: 23
Coding region: 2105-5353 (1082 amino acids)
Source: RefSeq, a predicted model, not a curated record
UUUUUGUAUUGACCUUCAAUAUUUUAUCUUGCAAUAUGUGGAGUCCAUGUGAUGUUUAUUAGUUUGCUUCAAUUUGAAUGGUAUUUUAAUUUGAAGUUUAAAAUGAUAGGGAAUUUUUCUUGUAACUAUGUUUGGGCCCCAAAAAACAGACUCAGAAACCUUAAAACAAUCCAUAUUUUAGACUUGGCCUUAGCGUUGCCGCAGCGCCUGAGGCGUCAGCGUCAGUCAGGUGAGGCUUACGCCUCAAACCCUGACAGAGGCGUGCGCCCUGAGGCUAUUACUGGCCGCCUCUCCUUAAGGUGCAUGUCUUGUGCAUUUGUAACUGCACUAUAUAAUUAAAGUAUGAUUAAAUCAUACAAAUCCAAAUUCAUAGGCUUGGAUAUGAUUAUCAUUAGUUCUUUUUUUGGAAAGUAUCAUUUGAAAAUACGAGAUACUAAUAUUAAUGCAAUCUUUUAUUUAAUGAAACAACAUUAUAUAUUGAUCUGUUUAUGUCCCUAUUCACAUGGUUUGUAGCAUCAUCAAUGAUGUUUUUUGGUUAUUAGUCUGAACCUUUUGACUCAAUGAAAUGAUAUCAUAAAUGAAGAAGCGAUUGAAUGGAUGUGUUGGGGAAAUAAUUUGACUUGUUAAGGGCAUGAGGGUUGGGUAGGAAAGUGUUGACCUCUUAUAGCUGUCUGGCCAUUUUUUCUGAGCAUGAUUUUGUCUCCUUAGCUUAUUUGUACAUUUGUUAAAUGAUUGGCUUUUCUCUUUUUGGUAAUUUUUUUUGUCUGUUGACAUGUCUAUAAGUUCCUUAUUAACUUAUUUUAAUAUUUAACUCAGAUUCCCAUUUUUUCCCUCUUAACAAUAAAAUCUAACAUAUUUGCACACAUAUUUAAUAAUAUAUGUCGAUGUCUACCACUGUUUGCUGUAUUUAAUUAAAUAACAUGUUUGAGUUGUGUAUUCUCAAAGAUACUUGUUCCAGAGUAUGGUGUGUUCCUUUGCAAGUUGUGUUCCGUAUUUACUUUUUGCCUGUGUGUAUAAUGUUUUCUCCUGUACUCAUGCAUACUUAUAUCUGAGGCCUUUGUUCUACAGAUUCUACUAAGUGGUUAUUAUCUCACCAUGUUAUGUGUUUUGCUGUGUUUUUUCACUUGCAAUGUCAUUAACUGUACGUUUCUGUUGUAUUGUAGAUUAGAUGUGAAGGCUGCACUUCCAUAUAAUUAGUGUUAAAUGCAAGUUGUUUCCAGUUUUAAAAUAAAAUUUCAUGCAGUUUUCGAUGGCAUUUCCUUCUAAAAAGCUUCUGUGCAAUUUUUUGAACCAUGUCAAUAUGCGCAUCUUUUGUGGGAAUGUUGAUUUUGUAUAUGUUAUGUUUGCAACUCUGCGGUUUUAUUUAUUUUGGAGCAUGUUCUAUAUUGAUCAAACAACAAGCAAGGAGCUAAAAUGUUUGUUGAUGUAGAUAUUCUGGCAAAUUGCACCUAUGAGGUAAUCUGCAUCAUAGUGGAGUGCACGUAAAGGCCACCUCUUUUCGGGAGGGGUUACUGAAGUUGGCAACUUGUUUUAGUAUAAGUUCACUGCCUUUUUUGUGCUAUCAUUGCAGCAUGCUGUCCAGAAAUGUUAGCGUGGCGUUAAAUGGCAGUUUUCCUGGGACUGCUGAAUUGGUGGUUCAGAUAAGGGAAGUAAGCAUUAGCUGAUGCCAACAACAUUGGUGUUUGAUAGGACUGAUUAGGUCAUAGAUAAAUUUUAUCUGAUUGGAUCUAAAACCAUUUCACCAAGCAACCUAUUACAUUGUAUAUAAUUGUUUUGUGAGACCAAAAUACUCACCAGUUACAGCACAUCUUUUGUAUGAACAUAUGGUUGCAACAUGUGCAACCUGUAAAUACUGUUCUGUUGAUGUAUAUAAGUGUUUGUGCUUUUCUAUCUCAUGUGAGUUCUUUUAACAACUAGUUUACUUGUGCAACGAAUUCCAUCCAGCCAUGUGUAUCAGCAUUUUCUUGUGAAUAUAUAUGCCGAUGCUUCCAGAUGAACUUCUACAACAAUCUAUUUGGGCGGUCUUGUAGCUAUUGCAAGGAAAAGGCCUGUCUACUACAAAACUGUCUUGAAGGCAUUGCUUGAUUUUAGUCCAAGUGUAGAGAUGGCUAAAGGCCGCCACACAGUCAGCAUUCAGUUUUCUCUGAGAACUGCAUUUCUAGGGUUUUUAAGGUGUACACAUCCUUUCAUGACCGAGUCAAGAGAGAAAUUGCUUAAAGAGUUAAGAGCAAUGAAUGCUGGAGAUGCUGCUGAUCAAGUUAUCCGCCAAAUAGAUAAAAUCACGAGGAACAAUGAACGUGCUUCACGUGAUCUUCAGGUCAAUAAGGAUGAUCAGCUGUCAAAUCAGUUGCAUAUUGCAGGGGAUUCGACUAAGAAAAGGACCACUCAAAUCGACCAUGAGGAUCAGAAUAAUAUUUAUGAUGCCUCUUUGAAGAGGCUGCGUCAUGGUCCUCAUAGCAAUACAAAUGCCGCAGCGGAUACUAAUGAUGCUAGGCAGGAUCAUGUUAAUGGCAUAUCUGCUAAGCCCCCUGUGUUGGAUGGUGGUCUAACUCCUGUGGAGCAGAUGAUUGCUAUGAUUGGCGCUUUAAUUGCCGAAGGAGAAAGAGGAGUGGAGUCUCUGGAAAUUCUUAUAUCCAAUAUCCAUGCCGAUCUACUUGCUGAUAUAGUCAUCACAAAUAUGAAGCACUUGCCCAAGAAUCCACCUCCUUUGACAAAAUAUGGUAACUUGUCUUCGAAACAUCGUAGUGACACAAGCGAUCCUACCCAUGUAGUUGCAUCGAAUGGUUUGGCAACUUCUACGCAGACGUUAGACCAUUCGGCUCAAUUACCUGCUUCAUCAUUGAGCACGACUAGCUUUGCUGUUUCAGAUACAUUUGCUUCUGCUAAUCUAUCUACAGAUUCUAAACGUGAUCCACGAAGGGAUCCUCGUCGUCUUGAUCCAAGACGGUUGGUGGUUCCUGUUGAUGUGCCUCCAACAUCUGUUUUGGAAGAUAAUGUUGUCCAAUUUCCAACUGUACAGUCUGAUUUCGACCCUGUCAGCUCCUCCAGCGCACUCAUAUCGGUACCUCAAUCUGUUCCUGAAAGUGCUCCUCAGCCUCUGAUGCCCACAAUUCAAACUGACAUAAAUCUUCCAGACUCCCCAAUGACAAUUGAAGUGGACGAGUCUAUCCAGAACGAUGAAGUCCUUGAUUUUGAUGCCAACGCAAUCACUCCAGAUAAGGAUGCAGAUUAUUCUGUACAUAUGUCACCAUCUUUUAGCAAAGCUGAGGACAUUGUUUCUCAUGCAUCAAUGGAUGUAGCCAUGCUUGAUGAGGCCUACUCACCUUCAUCAGAAGAAUCUGAUGAACCACUGCCAGAUAUUUCAAAUGCUGAAGCAUCUGAGAGUGGAUCUGCUGAGUUGCCAGUGCUUCCCUUGUACAUUGAGCUGGAUGAAGAUCAUCAAACACAUGUCAAAAGACUGGCACUUGAACGGAUAAUUAACAAGUACCAGAAUUCACACAGAACAGAUAUUAAACAAACACAAAUUGCAGUGGUCGCCCGACUGUUCGCACAGAUUGAUGUUAGUGAUGUGAUUGGGAUGGUGCCGAAACUGAUUAUAUCAGAUUAUGAACAGCAAAAGGGUCACGAGCUUGUGUUGCAUAUCCUAUACCAUCUCCAUAGUCUUGUUAUCUCAGACUCUGCAUCAUCUGCUGCUGCUGUAUAUGACAAUUUCCUUCUGGCAGUGGCAAAAUCUUUGCUAGUUGAUCUACCAGCAUCUAACAAGUCUUUUAGCCGACUUCUCGGUGAAGUUCCCUGCAUACCUGAUUCCAUAUUGGGGAUGCUGGAUGACAUGUGUACCAAAAGUUAUUCUGGAACUGAUGGCCGUGAUGGUGAUCGUGUCACUCAGGGCCUUGGAGCAGUGUGGAGCUUAAUUCUUAGUCGCCCUCUCAUUCGCCAAGCAUGUCUAGAUAUAGCUUUGAAGUGUACUGUGCACCCAAAGGACGAUAUCCAGGCUAAAGCCAUACGCCUGGUGUCAAACAAACUCUAUGCAGUUAGCUUUAUUUCUGACAGCAUCGAGCAGUUUGCAAAGAACAUGUUCUUCUCAGCUGUAGAUCAGCAUUCUUCAGAUUCAUUACUAUCAGCGUCUGCAAAUUCUGACAGAAGAAUUGGAGGACAGGUAGGAAGUGCAGAAACAUCCACUAGUGGCUCUCAAGUUUCUGAGCCUGGGAUUUCUCCAAAUGAGACUAUGAAAGGGGUUCAGGAUGCACCCCUAGAUGAUUCAUCAAAUAUAUUUUCUCAAGCUCACAGGCUAAUGUCCUUGUUUUUUGCACUCUGUGCUAAGAAACCUAUUCUUCUUCAACUGGUUUUUGACAGUUAUGUCCGUGCUUCGAAGGCAGUUAAGCAGGCUGUCCAUCGUCAUAUAAACGUCUUGAUGAGGGCUCUGGGGUCAUCGUAUUCAGAAUUACUUCAUAUAAUAUCAAAUCCACCCCAAGGAAGUGAAGAUUUGUUGACACAGGUUCUUCAUUUGUUAUCCGAAGGGCGAGUACCACCUACAGAUUUGGUGGUGACUGUUAAACAUUUAUAUGAAACUAGGCUGAAGGAUGCUUCUAUUCUUAUUCCUAUCAUAUCUGCUUUUUCUAGAGAUGAGGUGCUCCGUCUACCCUAUUUUCCAAAUUUCAGUUCUAUAAAUGAAAUCGUUUAUUUUUUUAUGUGUUUCCAGGUUUUACCUAUUUUCCCUCGGCUGGUCCAGCUUCCUCUACCCAAGUUUCAGAUGGCACUGGCUCAUAUAUUACAGGGCUCUGCUCAUACAGGUCCUGCAUUAACACCUGUUGAAGUCUUGGUGGCAAUCCAUGACAUUUCUCCUGAGAGAGAUUGUCUUCCACUGAAAAAGAUCACGGAUACUUGCUCAGCUUGUUUUGAGCAGCGCACGGUUUUUACACAGCAAGUCCUGGCUAAGGCCUUAAACCAGAUGGUUGACCGAACUCCACUUCCACUGCUCUUCAUGAGAACUGUAAUCCAAGCAAUUGAUGCUUUUCCGACACUGGUUGAUUUUGUCAUGGAAAUCUUGUCUAAACUCGUCAACAAGCAGGUUUGGAGAAUGCCAAAACUAUGGGUUGGCUUCUUGAAAUGUAUCUCUCAAACACAGCCACAUUCCUUCAACGUAUUGCUCCAGAUGCCGUCUCCUCAGCUUGAAUGCGCUCUAAGCAAGUAUCCGAAUCUUCGUGGUCCACUUACUGCUUUCACAAACCAGUCAAGUAUUAAAACCUCUGUGCCUAGGACAAACCUAUUGCUUCUUGGCCUUGCCUCUGAACCACACAUGCAGCAACCACACGCUGUUUCGUAUCUGCAGGCCUCCGAUGGCCCGGCACAUUAACACGAGCAAAACUGGAACACCAAAGCUGUAAACAAUCAGAGUGAUCAUGUCAUGUCACAUUGCUCAUAUGGCUGCAAAAAUACUACCAGGCAGCGUGGCUCCGGGGCUGUUUUUUGGAAUUGCCAGUGGGUAGUUCCUCGUUCCCUGCUCGAUGAGGGAGUCAUUUGAGUCGAGUGAUGGUUCCUCCUCCGUCUGUUUCUUGCUUUAAACACCAAAUAGAGUUGUGGUUUGUAGGGUGUAGGAUGUCUGUAGGGAGUAUAAUAGCAAUUCUUGUUAUAACUACAUUAUGGUAUAAAUUUAAUGUGUUGUGCUCAUCUACUUGCUGAAAAUUACUAUAAGUGAACAUUCAUUUGAAUUAUGAAAUUGAAUCAACAAAUUAGGUAAUGAUACCUAAUUUAUUA